AUGUCUGGUCGUCAAGGUGGUAAGAUGAAGCCACUAAAGCAGAAGAAGAAGCAAAACGAUGAUGAUGAAGAAGGACGUGCUUUCAAAGAGAAGCAGAAGAGAGAUGCUCAAGCUAAGAAAGAGCUAUUAUCCAAUAUGAAAUCUGGUAAACCAUUGGCAAGUGGUGGUAUCAAAAAAUCUGGUAAAAAAUAA
Messenger RNA from Zygosaccharomyces rouxii, 192 nucleotides. It is a transcript of the gene TMA7, whose product is annotated as Tma7p. Lineage: Eukaryota; Fungi; Ascomycota; Saccharomycetes; Saccharomycetales; Saccharomycetaceae. Bases 1 to 192 code for a protein of 63 amino acids. The transcript has a single exon. The record is from RefSeq and is a predicted model, not a curated record.